AUGACAAAGCACUCCGAGAAAGACGCUGCCGAUGAGCAGCUGCCUUCCAUCGAGGAAGAUCUCUACACAAUUCUUGGCGUCCAGUCCGAUGCAUCUCCAGAAGCUAUUAAGACUGCCUACAGAAAAAGCGCUUUGAAGCACCAUCCAGGUGUGUUACAGGUCACAUACAUACAUUUCAUUUCACUCAAACCCUAUGCUUACCAGUCAUCUGCAGACAAGGUCAGUGAAGACCAACGCGAAGAAGCCAACAGAAAAUUCCAGCAGAUCGCCCUGGCCUACGGUGUUCUCUCAGAUGAGCGACGACGAAAGAUCUACGAUCGCACCGGCAGCACCGAAGAAGUUCUUGACGAGGAUGAAGACUUUGACUGGCUGGACUUCUACCGCGAGCAACUAUCGGCUACACUGGACACUCGCGCCUUGGACGACUUCCAAGUCAAAUACAAGGGGUCUGAUGAGGAAAAAAAUGACAUCCUGGAGGCAUAUGAACGAGGCAAGGGAGAUAUGGAUGUCAUCUAUGACUCUGUGAUGCUCUCCAAUGUGCUUGAGGAUGAUGCGCGCUUCCGGUCUAUCAUUGAUCAAGCCAUCAGUGAGGGCCAGGUGGAGGCAUACUCACAGUACAGUGAAGAGCCAGAGAGCAAGCACCAGCGCCGUGUGCGACGAGCACAGAAGGAAGCCAAGGAGGCUGAGAAGCAUGCGAAAGACACCGAGAAUGCUAAGAAAAAGAAGGCAGCCUCGGCUUCGAGGUCAUCCAAGGCCACCGGCAUGGGAGACGACGACCUCCUUGCCAUGAUCACCAAACGCCAGCAACAGCGUGGCCAAAGUUUCCUCGACCGCCUGGAAGAGAAGUACGGGGGACAGCCAAAGGGGUCAAAACGAACGGCAAUGGAUGAGCCACCAGAGGAGGCAUUUGCCUCUGUUGGGGCCCGCAAGAAAUCCAAAGGCGGCAAGACCCAGAAGACAAAGUCCUCUAAGACAUGA
Penicillium diatomitis is the source of this 978-nucleotide messenger RNA. Its product is annotated as DnaJ domain protein. The record is from RefSeq and is a predicted model, not a curated record. The transcript has a single exon. Gene Ontology annotation, molecular function: heat shock protein binding. NCBI's taxonomy places the organism in Eukaryota, Fungi, Ascomycota, Eurotiomycetes, Eurotiales, Aspergillaceae. The coding region runs from base 1 to 978 and encodes 325 amino acids. Gene Ontology annotation, cellular component: nucleus; cytoplasm.